Molecule: messenger RNA, 444 nt
Organism: Cooperia oncophora
Lineage: Eukaryota; Metazoa; Nematoda; Chromadorea; Rhabditida; Trichostrongylidae
Source: the annotation of a GenBank genome assembly
AUGGUACUCGUGACAAUGGGUGCUACAGAUAAUUGCACCAAUUUUUUAGUUUGGUUCGUUAGUUGCCUGAGGUGGAUCUCAACGACGGUAUGCGGAUUGUUGGCGUUUCCUGUUGGAGCACUGAUUCAUCACUGGUACUGGUUACAUGGCAGUAAACUCACAAGGAAAGAAAUGAUAUUUUUCGAUGAAGCCAACCUCUUGGAAACUUCGAACCUUUUCGAAUAUAAUCGCCCACCAAACACGGAAGGCACGACGCCUAUUUCUGGCCCAGAAAGAAAUCCCGAUGCUCCUACGAGUUUGUGGCAGGCCUUAUUCUGCGAUGACAGAGAGCUGCAGAUUCAAAAGUUCUAUAAAGCCCACUAUGGACCUGUUUGGGAAACAGCGAAGAGAAGAGAGCAAGAAUGGAAGGCGAUGCAAUCGCAGGUGACCAACUUUAUUCUUUGA